AUGACGGCGCAAGCACGGACUGUUCUCUCUUUGCUUUGCACCCGGGCGAUGGUGGUGCUUGCUGAGGCGGCGCCUUCCAUGUCAACUGCGCGAUAUUUGAGCUCUGGUGCCGCCUCAUUGGCUUCGCUGGCUCGCAACACGCCAGACGCGCUGCUGUUGCGCUGCACGAAUGCUUUUGUACAGCGGCUUGCCCUUUCCCUCCCGCUUCUCCACACGGUGGAACCCCUCCAUGAGGAGGUUGCAAUUAACAUCUUUCGAAUCGCCAAGAAUAAUAGGAGUGGAAAUAUUUCGCCGGCUUGUAUUGAUAGCCUUCUGAAGGAGGUGGAUGAACGACUUGUAGGAUCGCAGUUUGCACUGUGGAAACCGCAUACAAUUAUAGCCUCGCUGCAUGCCAUUGCUGUUGCUUCGCCCUCAGGGCCGCUAAACAUGGUGGACACGCUCCUUUUCUGUGCGAAGGAGCAGCUUCCACGGCUCGAUGAGCGAAGAACAGCUCGGCUACUUUGGUGUGUUGCCACGCUGGGCAAGGAGGCAGCGCAUGCCGCCUUGUGGAGGGCGUUAUGUGGACGCCUUGUUCGUUUUUCGAAGACUAUAACGCCUACCAGUCUUUCUCUGGUGGUGGAGGCGCUUUUUAUUGUCCCAGAGUGCAUGUGUGAUGCACAGCAGGAAUUGCUGUGUGUUCUGCAUGAUACUCGACUUGCAGAAAAAGAGAGCGAUACGUUCCACCGUGAGGAGGAUGCUGUGAUGGGGAACGACUACCAGGCGCUCAAGGACCGACUUCUGUCGGAUGCACAUGUUCUGCCAGUGGAAUCCAUCAUUCAUAUGCUUUCUCGCACCUCCGGUGCUUCCUUAGAGACCUCUGACGAGGUAAACUACUUGCUUCAGUAUCUUCUUCGUCGUUCGCUGAAGCCAGCGAUGUGUCGUGAGCUGCUGGAGUUUCUCGCAACGAUUGAGAAGAGCGAGGUCACCCAGGCCCUUCGAGUGAAGGCAGUGGAGUGCAUCUGCGCUGGGGACAGUUCAGUUUCUCCUGGAACGGACGACGUUCUGCGCGAUCUCGCUAGCAUCUGCGUCGCCGUGGUUCUGGAGCGGCAACAAACUCUCGAGGUGAGCAUGGGGACACGAAAACUCCUUGAGGACUUCAUUGUGAAGUGUCAUGAUAUGAACGACACCGUGUGGGGUCGCUGCAGUGGGCGCAUCGCGGGGGUGCUGGCGGUGGCGCUGGAUGUUUUGGGGGCAUGUGAACAGACAAGCGUGAGGUCUCCCUCUCUCGCCGGAAGCGUCCUCCUACUCGAGCAAUUCCCUGAGGCAUGGGAGCGAGGUGGUGGUACCUCAGCGGAGAUUACGGAGUGUGUUGCCUGCGUCUGCAGCGCCUGCGAUUUGCUUCGUGCCCCUGCCUUGCUGAGGACCCCCUUGUCGGCAUCCACAGCCGCAGCGUCUCCUGUAGAGGCGACGAAGGGAGGCGAUGUGAGUGGCACGCAAGGCGGUCGUACCGAUGCAUUGCUGCGGCGAUGCACAAAAGUGUUUGCCCGCGAAGGCACAUUCCUGCCAAGUGCGGCCGUGUUUGACAUGUGGCGAGCUGCAGCUGGAGCAGCGGGAACAUGUCCCGCCGCACUGCAGCCACUGAUGGAAUGGCUGUUGAAUUAUACUGAGGAGCACCCCGCGGACUUCUCGCUGAUGCGGGUGGCAAGGUUUCUGGGCGCCAAUCAUUGUCGGUUACCUGCGGAGGCCGUUGAACUUUUUGUGCGAUGCUUGACGAAUGAGAGUGACAGCGUGACGACGGCCCAUCUGGACGUGCUGGUGACAUUACUUGAAGGUGCUGCGGGGCAAAGAGACACGACACUACUCCAGCGGCUACAGCUGAUGCUCUUUCUUCGCCCGCUGGGCCACGAGCAUGCACUCAUACACGCCGUUUCCUUCACAACACCUCAGUUGGUGCGUUUGUUCAACUGCUGCAGUCUUGCAUCGGACCUGACAGCGUCUAUGCAGGCGACGCUCCUAGAGUUGAUUGUCAGCGCAUGCGGGCGCUGUGCCACGAUGGCGGAACUGAACACGGCGGCGUCGCUUCUGUCGCAGCUUCAGUGCGGGCCGUUGAAGGACGCACUAGCGCGGUCGCUUGCGGUGAACGCACGGCGGAUGCCUCUUGCGGUGACACCCGAUGUGCAGAAGGCGCUGCUGAUUGUUUACCUUCAUAAGGGAGGUGUUGCUGUGGCGGAAGAUCUUCGCCAGACACUGCAACGUCGGGCGUAA
Messenger RNA from Trypanosoma rangeli, 2244 nucleotides. RefSeq lists its product as uncharacterized. NCBI's taxonomy places the organism in Eukaryota, Euglenozoa, Kinetoplastea, Trypanosomatida, Trypanosomatidae. The record is from RefSeq and is a predicted model, not a curated record. Bases 1 to 2244 code for a protein of 747 amino acids. The transcript has a single exon.